Molecule: messenger RNA, 435 nt
Organism: Symbiodinium necroappetens
Lineage: Eukaryota; Dinophyceae; Suessiales; Symbiodiniaceae
Source: the annotation of a GenBank genome assembly
GAUGCUGCCUUCGAAGCGAUCAUGGCGGGCCGCAUCCAAAAGGGGGACGUGCUGGUGAUCCGCUUCGAGGGGCCCAAAGGCUCCCCCGGCAUGCCCGAGAUGCUCAGCCCUGGGGCCGCUUUGGUUGGCUCCGGGCUCGGCAAAGACGUGGCCCUGGUCACAGACGGCAGAUUCAGUGGCGCUUCCCACGGCAUCAUGGUGGGCCACGUGACGCCCGAGGCCGCGGCUGGCGGCCCCAUAGGAUUGCUUGUGGAAGGCGACAUGGUGACAGUGCGGCCAGCCACCCGAGAACUCUCGGUGGCCCUCUCUGACGAGGAGCUGGCCAAGCGGCGAGCGGAGUGGCGGCCCCCAGCAGCAAGGCCAGGGACGUUUGGUGUCUUGGCCAAGUACGCAGCGCAGGUCAGAUCGGCCCACGUAGGGGCGACCACAUCAUGA